Molecule: messenger RNA, 1395 nt
Organism: Melanotaenia boesemani (Boeseman's rainbowfish)
Lineage: Eukaryota; Metazoa; Chordata; Actinopteri; Atheriniformes; Melanotaeniidae
Gene: mrps5
Product: mitochondrial ribosomal protein S5
Exons: 12
Coding region: 22-1233 (403 amino acids)
Biological process (GO): translation
Cellular component (GO): ribosome
Molecular function (GO): RNA binding; structural constituent of ribosome
Source: RefSeq, a predicted model, not a curated record
AGGACCCUCCCUAACUCCAACAUGGCGGCGUCCGUACGGGUGUACAGUGCCCUCCGCAUCACUAUUGGAGUUGCAGCAUCGGUCCGUGCAGCUGCGGGAGUGGUUCAUAUGUCUCAUUUGGCAAAUCGAGCCUCAGCUGCUUCUCUCCAGAGACAUCCUACGCUGACCCCACCAACAACAUGGCAGCAGACCAGACAUGGCAGCUUCUUUAACAAGUUGACAGCGGAGGAGCUGUGGAAAGGUGUCCUGGCAGAAUCCGGAGCUGGAUCCAGGAAGGGUCGAGGGAAGCGAACCAAACGCAAAAUAAAGAGAGACCUGAACCGAGGACAGCUUUUCGGAGAAGGUCCAGGUGGUUUUCUGUGGCCUGGUCUAAACGCUCCGGUGCUGAAGGACGGCACUGUGCCAAGGGUGAGCCAAAGGAGCGAGGCCGAGCAGCAGGAGCUCCAAGCUGAACUAGUGCGUCAGAGGGAUGAGUGGGAUCGGAAGAGGAAGAUGAAGGUGAAAAGGGAGAGGGGCUGGACAGGAAACUCAUGGGGGGGCAUCAGCAUGGGACAUCCUGACCCCGGACCCAAUGGAGAAACAUACGAGGACUUUGAUUCCCGUGUCAUUGAGGUGAAGAGUGUUUUCAACAUGACUGCUAAGGAGGGCAGGAAAAGGUCCGUCAGCUGUUUGGUCGCUGUGGGAAACGGCAACGGAGUUGCAGGCUUCGCGUUGGGUAAAGCAGCAGAUAGAAACACAGCUCUGAGGAAGGCCAAGAACAGAGCCAUCCACUACUUGUACUACAUAGAACGUUACAACAACCAAACCAUUUAUCAUGAUAUUGAGUCCAAGUUCAAGAGGACAACGCUGCGCAUGAAAAAGCAAAAUGAAGGCUAUGGUCUGCACUGCCACCGUGCGGUCAUCACGCUGUGCAAGCUCAUCGGCAUCAAGGACAUGUACUGUAAGGUGGAUGGAUCGGUCAACCUCCUCAACAUCACCAAAGCCUUGUUCACUGGGUUGGCCAGUCAGGAAACCCAUCAGUCGCUGGCCGACAAGAAGCAGCUCCACGUCGUGGAGUUUCACUCGCAUCGUGGCCUGCUGCCGGUGGUGGUGGCGAGUCCUAAAGAGGGAGCAUGUCGCAACCCCGAAUUAGAGGACGAGAUCCCAAACACCAGGCUGCACUGGGACGACGUGCGAGCCGUGCAGGGAACCAAGCACUCGAUCUGGGCUGGUGUCAAACGUACCAUCUGGUAGAUCAGAAAGCAGGACAGAUGGUUAAACUGACUGAAGCCAAGAAAGUCAACUUGUAGAGCGAGACAGAAGAUCAGUUUUUGUUGAUGAUCUCCACAUAAAGUGGGUUAAGUUUGUAAAUGUCUGUUUCUUUUGUAAACUAAAGUCAAUAAAUGUUUGUCAAUG